Molecule: messenger RNA, 2937 nt
Organism: Hippopotamus amphibius kiboko
Lineage: Eukaryota; Metazoa; Chordata; Mammalia; Artiodactyla; Hippopotamidae
Gene: PRPF39
Product: pre-mRNA processing factor 39
Exons: 14
Coding region: 249-2252 (667 amino acids)
Biological process (GO): mRNA 5'-splice site recognition; RNA processing
Cellular component (GO): commitment complex; U2-type prespliceosome; U1 snRNP
Molecular function (GO): protein binding
Source: RefSeq, a predicted model, not a curated record
ACAAAAAAACCCUAAAACUAUUAAGAAGACAAACUCAAAAAAUGUUUUACAAUGUGUGUCAUAAAGAUGUGAUUUUCUAGUUUACAGAGAGCUUGUACAAGCCAUUCAGAAAAAAUGCAGUAGAAAAUAUGGACAAAGGAUGUGAAAUAGCAUUUAAGGAAAAAAAGGAAAUAGAAAUUCAACCCCCUUGUUGUUAAAGAAAUGCAAAUCAGAAUGAGAUCAUUAACUGAAGAGAAAAAAAAACAGCUAUGCAGAAUUCUCACGUGGAUGAGUACAGAAAUUCCAAUAAUGGCAGCACAGGCAACAGUUCAGAGGUAGUGGUAGAGCAGUCUGCCGAUUUCAGUACUGAGAUUAUGAAUGUUACAGAAAUGGAACAGUCACCUGAUGGAUCUCCAACUGUGAAUACGACUACAGAAGAAAAUGAAAUAGCAAAUACUGUGGACCUUCCAGUGACAGAAACAGAAGCAAAUUUUCCUCCUGAAUAUGAAAAGUUUUGGAAAACUGUAGAAAGUAAUCCUCAGGAUUUUACAGGCUGGGUAUAUUUGCUUCAGUAUGUAGAACAGGAGAAUCACUUGAUGGCUGCCAGGAAAGCGUUUGACAAAUUUUUCAUACACUAUCCGUAUUGCUAUGGUUAUUGGAAAAAGUAUGCAGACCUCGAAAAGCGACAUGACAACAUUAAACAAUCAGAUGAGGUGUAUCGCCGGGGGCUUCAGGCAAUACCUCUUAGUGUUGACCUUUGGAUACAUUAUAUAAACUUCUUAAAAGAAACAUUGGACGCUGGCGAUCUUGAGACAAACAGUACAAUAAGAGGAACUUUCGAGCAUGCUGUUCUGGCUGCAGGAACAGAUUUCCGAUCUGACAGACUGUGGGAAAUGUAUAUAAAUUGGGAAAAUGAACAGGGAAACCUGAGAGAAGUUACAGCUAUAUAUGAUCGUAUUCUUGGUAUUCCAACACAGCUGUACAGUCAUCAUUUUCAGAGAUUUAAAGAACACGUACAGAAUAACUUGCCUAGAGAUCUUCUAACUGGUGACCAGUUUAUUCAGCUGCGAAGAGAGUUAGCUUCUGUAAAUGGGCAUAGCGGUGAUGAUGGUCCUCCUGGUGAUGAUCUGCCAUCAGGAAUUGAAGACAUAACUGACCCAGCAAAGCUAAUUACUGAAAUAGAAAACAUGAGACAUAGAAUCAUUGAAAUUCAUCAAGAAAUGUUUAAUUAUAAUGAGCAUGAAGUUAGUAAAAGGUGGACAUUUGAAGAAGGUAUUAAAAGACCUUAUUUUCAUGUGAAACCAUUGGAAAAGGCACAACUGAAAAACUGGAAAGAAUAUUUAGAAUUUGAAAUUGAGAAUGGUACUCAUGAACGAGUUGUGGUUCUCUUUGAAAGAUGUGUCAUAUCAUGUGCCCUCUAUGAGGAGUUUUGGAUUAAGUAUGCCAAGUAUAUGGAAAAUCAUAGCAUUGAAGGAGUGAGGCAUGUCUUCAGCAGAGCUUGCACAAUUCAUCUCCCAAAGAAACCCAUGGUGCAUAUGCUUUGGGCAGCUUUUGAGGAACAGCAGGGUAAUAUUAACGAAGCCAGGAAUAUCUUGAGAACAUUUGAAGAAUGUGUUCUAGGAUUGGCAAUGGUUCGUUUGAGAAGAGUAAGUUUAGAACGACGACUUGGAAAUAUGGAAGAAGCUGAACGUUUGCUUCAGGAAGCCAUUAAGAAUGCCAAAUCAAAUAAUGAAUCAUCAUUUUAUGCUAUCAAACUAGCACGACAUCUUUUCAAAAUACAAAAAAACCUUCCAAAAUCAAGAAAGGUGCUUUUGGAAGCUAUUGAAAGAGACAAAGAGAACACAAAGUUAUACCUCAAUUUACUUGAAAUGGAAUAUAGUGGUGACCUCAAACAAAAUGAAGAAAAUAUCCUAAAUUGUUUUGACAAAGCUAUUCAUGGUUCAUUACCUAUGAAAAUGAGAAUUACAUUUUCUCAGAGAAAAGUGGAAUUUCUUGAAGAUUUUGGCUCAGAUGUUAAUAAGCUCCUGAAUGCUUAUGAUGAACAUCAAACACUCCUAAAAGAACAGGAUUCUUUAAAAAGGAAAGCAGAAAAUGGAUCAGAAGAACCAGAGGAAAAGAAAGCACACACAGAAGAUACAACUUCAUCAUCUACACAGAUGAUUGAUGGUGAUUUACAGGCAAAUCAAGCUGCAUAUAGCUAUAGUGCCUGGUAUCAAUACAAUUAUCAGAAUCCUUGGAAUUAUGGACAGUAUUAUCCUCCCCCUCCAACCUGAUGGGAAAAUUAAAUAUCAGAUGGAGUAUGUGAAAAGAUUGAAAUUAUUUUUUUUUAAUGAGGGAUGUAAACAUAGCAUAAGCUUGUUGUAUUUGAUAACUUGUCUUCCCUAUUUCUGUGUAACAUGAUUUGUUUAGUAAUAGGGGAAAAUGUCACUUAGUAGCUUACCACAGAUACUAUUUCCUACCAUUUAUAAAAUUUACUUUUUAUUGGAGAACUAUUUUUUUGAUUUUUGCAUUAAGUGGUCUAGAAUUCUUUUGCAAUGCAUUUGCAACAGAGUUUUGUAGCCUUAAGGGUAGGAAAAAAAAACUGACUGCAAAUCAUGUCAGUGUAGUACAAGAUUCUGAAAAUACAUAAGGGCUGGUUAUUAAGGAUUUACCUCCUUUUAAAAAAAAAGGAUUUUUAACCUUUGCUGACAAGAUGUUGUCUGUGUGUUUCAAUUAUUAUCCUUUUGAAUUUGGAUCGAAGAGCAGAAAAGAUACCUAUUAAAAUAUUGUCUUUGAAUAGAGGUUAUAAAUGAGGAAAUGGAAUGUUUGCAUCCCUUUAAAAAAAUGAAAAUCGUAUCAAAACUAUGUUGUUUCAGGAGACUUUGUAUUUGGAAUAUUCAUGUAAAACUUGUGAGCAAGCUUUCAUUUUGAUCAAACUGAUCAUCUUCAUUUUUGUAAUAAAACUGAAGACUCAUCCAA